Molecule: messenger RNA, 5244 nt
Organism: Oncorhynchus masou masou (cherry salmon)
Lineage: Eukaryota; Metazoa; Chordata; Actinopteri; Salmoniformes; Salmonidae
Product: proline-rich protein 36-like
Exons: 2
Coding region: 1578-3548 (656 amino acids)
Source: RefSeq, a predicted model, not a curated record
UGCGUAUUGAUGGCGACGUCGAAUGCCGGAGAGGGGGAGCAUGAGUAGACGUGACAUCCAUAUUAUGGCAAGAACAGCUCAAAUAAAAGCAAAACGACAGCCCAUCGUUACUUUAAGACAUGAAGGUCAGUCAAUCCAGAAAAUUAAGAAGUUGCAAAAACCAAGCGCUAUGAUCAAACUGGCUCUCAUGAGGACCGCCACAGGAAAGGAAGACGCAGAGUUACCUCUGCUGCAGAGGAUAACUUCAUUAGAGUUAACUGCACCUCAGAUUGCCCAAAUAAAUGCUUCACAGAGUUCAAGUAACAGACACAUCUCAACAGCAACUUUUCAGAGGAGACUGUGUGAAUCAGGUCUUUGUGGUCAAAUUGCUGCUGCAAAAAAAACACUACUAAAGGAAACCAAUAAAAAGACUUGCUUGGGCCAAGAAACACGAGGAAUGGACAUUAGACCAGUGGAAAUCUAUCCUUUGGUCUGAUGAGUCCAACCGCCAUGUCUUUGUGAGACGCAGAGUAGGUGAAAGGUUGAUCUCCACAUGUGUGGUUCCUACCAUGAAGCAUGGAGGUGGUGUGAUGGUGCUUUGUUGGUGACACAGAUUUAUUUUUUAGAAUUCAAGGCACACUUAACCAGCAUGAAUACCACAGCAUUCUGCUGGGAUACGCCAUCUCAUCUGGUUUGCACUUAGUGGGACUGUCAUUUGUUUUUCAACAGGACAAUGACCCAAAACACACCUCCAGGCUGUGUAAUGGCUAUUUGACCAAGGAGGAGAGUGAUGGAGUGCUGCAUCAGAUGACCUGGCCUCCACAAUUACCCGACCUCAACCCAAUUGAGAUGGUUUGGGAUGAGUUGGACCGCAGUGAAGGAAAAGCAGCCAACAAGUGCUCAGCAUAUGUGGAACUCCUUCAAGGCGGUUGGAAAACAAUUCCAGGUGAAGCUGGUUGAGAAAAUGCCAAGAGUGUGCAAAGCUGUCAAGGCAAAGGGUGGCUACUUUGAAGAAUAUAAAAUAUAUUUUGAUUUGUUUAACACUGUUUUGGCUAAUACAUGAUUCCGUGUUAUUUCAUAGUUGUCUAUUAUUCUACAAUGUAGAAAAUAAAGAAAACCCUUGAAUGAGUUGGCAUGUCAACUUUUGACUGGUAUUGUACAUAAGUUAUUUAAUUUUCAUUUAAAAUAACAAACAUGUUUUCACUUUAAUUAUUGGGUAUUGGGUGUAGAUGAUGAGAGAAAUCUUCAAUUUUGAAUUCAGGCUGUAACACAAAUAAAUGUAGAAUAAGUGAAGGGGUAUGAAUACUUUCUGGAAGCACUGUUAAUGUUUGUCUAAGAUCUUGCACAAGAACACUACAAAUAUCCAAGCAGCCAUUCACAAGCAUGUUUGCAGAGUGGGAGGGUACAGAUCAAAUGUAAUUUAAUCAGUACAACAGAACUAAAAGUAAAAUAAUUUAUUUUGACAGGUUAAAUCAAUAAAACACUUGUCUGAUGGUAGUUCUCUCUUUAUAGUAAAUGCCGAUCGGUUUUCCAAUGGAUCGGCUAUAUCUGUGCCCGAUUUGGUGGAUGGGGAGAUAUUUAUUCCACCUCCCCCUACAAUGGCACCCCCACCCCCCCCACCCAUGUUCAUCCCUCCCCCACCAGAUUUCUUGGGUGACUUGGACUCCCUUCACCCUCCCUCCAUGCCCCCUCCAAAACCUCCAUCAGUGGUUCUGUCUAAAGAGUACGAGGAUUUCACCUCCCUGAAACCUCCACUAAUGCGCCCCCCGAAGCCCCCGUCAACUUCCUCCAGUGCUUCUAGUUCAUCUUUGUCCAUUUCUACACCAACACCAGUCCCUGAUUUUACUGAGCCUCCAAAGUUUGCUCCUCCACAGCCCCCUAUAGACAUGAGACAAGCUGCUCUGAAAGCCCUGAAGACCCCGCCUCCAAAGCCAACAAGGCUGUCCUCCAUCCACAGCAUGGACGAAGCCUCCCAGGUUCCAGCCCAAGCUUCCCCAGUACAGACCCCGACACCCUCCAGCUUCAACCCCCAGAACACAGCUAAGCUCUACAGUGUUCCUAAGACUGGCAUUCUGGGUAGACAGUUGGACCGUGACAAUAGGCCCAAGCAGAUCCUACUCCUCCAGGUCAAUGGGAAAGACACCUCUGUGGCACCACCAAGUAAGCCAGCCCAGAGAAAUAGCUUGGGUAUGCAGCUGGAGCAAGACCUGCAGGACUUAAAGGAAAACUUGCAAGCCACCCUUCCAGGCCAACCCACCCCACCCGAGACUUGGGAGGAAGUGGAGCCUUUGUCUUUAUCAGCACAACAGGGUAUGAACAAACGUGCCGUAGCGCCCCCUAAAAUGUCACCCAAGCUUCAGAAGAUGGUCACUGCCCCUGUAAACACAGAGGCUAGCCAGGUCAAGCAGGAAGCGUCUCCAGGCCGGAAUAACAAGUUCAGUCCUAUGCUGGACAGUAAACUACGCAACCUGAAGGCCAGUGAUGUCACUGGGAUGAGGGACGGUCCUGCCGCUUCCCCCCUGGCUCUUCUCAUGGCGGCUAAAGAGCGAGAGAGGCACAGGUCCAGUCUUUCCCUUGAAAACAGCACAAAGAGUAAUGAGCCAUUAGCCAGCAUCCAGCACAGUGAAUUCAAUCCCAAUUCUUUCACAGUCAUCCCCAGGGCCACCUCAUUCACUUCUGUAACCUCACAACAUAAACCACAGUCUGUGGUCCCACUGGAGGCCACAGUGGUAAUCCAGUCAGCGGUGAAGGGGCCAAUUGCAAAUCCAGUAGUUAAAAGGAUUCUGCCCACCUCUAGAUCCUCAUCCUCCAGCAGUCUAGCCGUGGAGAAGCAAAGUGGAGAGCAGAGGAUUGAUUCACCCUCUAGCCUCGUCAGGGAUGACGAGAACCUAUGCAUGCCAUUACUCCCUCCCCCUCCCGAAUUCGAUGACCAUGAUGUCGUGGACUCUCCUCCCAGCUCACCUCCACCUGACCCUCCACUGAAGAAGAUCCUGCCUCCCACUCCCAGCCCUGUCCUUCCAGUCCUGUCCUCUACUGCCAACCCUGUCAAAACUCCCUCGCCUCCCCCUCCAAAACCUAAAUCUCCAAGCGCUCCCAAAUUCCCACCUCCUGUCAUGGAGAUCAAACCCAAACUGCCUGUUCAGAUCAAACCCAAGCCGCCUCCCACCCAGGCCCUCUCAGCCAGCCAGGCCACGCUCCAGAGCAUCCUGCAGAAGAAGAUGCUAGAGAUGGACUGCAAAAUGGACAACAAAAUGCUGGUCAUGAAGGAAACAGACUCUGAUGACUGGGGAUCUCCCUUGUCUGAUGAGGAGACCAAGUUCCCGGUUGUCCCCAGAGUCACCCCGAAAACCCCUGUUAUCACUGCAAAGAGCAAGAGUGCCACUGUGCCAGCCACAACACAAGGACUUGACAUGAAGGAGCUGGAGACAAAAAUGGCCAUGAAAGGUCAGGGUUUGUCAGAGCCAUCAAGAGUUCCCACAAGCAAUGGGCCACGGUCAAAGCAGGCGUAUGGCAUGACUUUCAUGGUACAACCCGGAACCAAACAACCAAUCACUGUUGUCAGCAAAUGAGGAGCCAACUCGAUUAUACCACAUACUGUACCAUACAGCCCCUGUCAAGAGCAAGGACAAUGGAAAGAGAGCACCUUACAUACGGCUAAAAAUGGAUAUAGCCAAUAAAACACUAAGCAUGUAUGCCAAGGAUGUUUUCACCAAGCCCCUGGAGAGAAUACAAGGUGCUAAGCAUUUGUCUAGAAAAGGUUUUGCUGUACCACAGCACAUAAACCUGCCCCCCCAGAGGUGGUGUCAAAUAGCUUCUUGUCUAGGUGCCAAAGUCUAGAGUGAGUGGACUGUUGGAACAGCUUUCAACAGUAUCUGAAUGCUACAGUUUAAAUCAGUGCUAGUACACAUUGCCUUAUUUUUUUACCUAAUAGAUUCAAAGCAGAUUGAGGCCGUUUUUAAAAAUAGGAGCUGUAAUUUGCCAGCCUUAAUAUACACUGAAUGUCAUGCAUAAGGAUAUUUUUUAUAAAUGUCUUGAAGAAUUACUAUACAGAUGUGUACAGAUUGCUUUUGCUUAUGUUUCCAUUGUGUCACAGUACCUGUACAUUCUGUAUAUUAUAUUUUUAGAGCAUAAAGGGAAUCUAACUAGUCUACUACAAUACAUUAAGAACAAAUGUAUAUUGUUCACUAUAUUAUACUUAAGGGUGCAACUACUAUGUAAACUGUUUAUCUUUUGAUCUUCUACUUCAGUCAGGUGAGCAAGAUAUGUUCCAUACAAUGGAGGACUAAAUAGAAGCAAAACAGAUGUCAGCCAUUUACCACAUAAGGACAGGAGAAGUAAUAUGGUCUCCAUGGUCUGUAGAACCUACAGUGGUCAGUUUAUUAGGUACACCAGUCCCAUUCACAAAAAUAGUUUGCUCCUACAGUCAAGCGGCCAUGGUUUGUUAUAUAACUGAACAUUAGAAUGGGCAGAAUGAGUGACCUAAGCAACUAUGAGCGAGGUAUGAUUGUCGGUGACAGGUGCACCGGUUCCACUAUAUCAGAAACAGCCAGCCUCCUGGGCAUUUCAUACACGACAGUGUCUAUGAUUUACUGAGAAUAGUGCAUUAAACAAAAACAGAUCCAGUCAGCAACAGUCCUGUGGGCGAAGACAGGUCGUUGAGAGGUCGGAGGAGAGUGGCAAGAGUCGUGCAAGUUAGCAGGCAGGACAAACAGGCAAAUAACGGCACAGUAAACCAGUGGUGUGCAAAACAGCAUUUCAGGACGCACAACUAGUCUGUCCUUGCCUGAAUUAUAUUUCAGAUGGUGUCAAUUUAAUUGAUCCAGUUUGGAGUAGAACGUUCACCAGGAGUGACCUAAACAGUUCAAAUACAUACAGAGGUAUGCCCCUGCAUGCUACUUUUGCCAUUGUUUCUGUCAUUACAAAAGCUGCUCAUUUAUACAAAAAUAAAUAUUGUAGUUAAACCAUGAUGAAUCAAGGCUGUUAUAUCUCCUGACAGGAGUGUAAGUUGACAUGACCAUCUGAUUUUUGGUAACUGUGGCAUGUUCCAAGUCCUUUUAGAAUGAUUUGGCACAAAAGCCACCACCUUCAGAAACAAUUGAAACUAUAAUUACCCUGGAUUGCCUUCCCUGGAUUUCUGGUUUUAAACAUGAAAUUAUGCCAAAUAUACCAGUACAAAGUUCAGGGCACAGGCCACUCCCUUGUAUUGUUAUUUUACCUGUGAUAUUAAAAAUGUAGGAAAGUUACUAAUUCGUUUCUACCAAAUUG